Messenger RNA from Epinephelus lanceolatus (giant grouper), 4602 nucleotides. Its product is annotated as disheveled-associated activator of morphogenesis 1. The record is from RefSeq and is a predicted model, not a curated record. Lineage: Eukaryota; Metazoa; Chordata; Actinopteri; Perciformes; Serranidae. Gene Ontology annotation, cellular component: stress fiber. Gene Ontology annotation, molecular function: actin binding; small GTPase binding. Gene Ontology annotation, biological process: actin cytoskeleton organization.
ACACACACACAUGCACGCACGCACGCACGCACGCACGCGCAUGCACACACUAAGCAGUGGGUGAGGUCUUGGUGUGACUGCCUCCACCAGGAAUGCAGUAGUGUGUGUUUUGAACUCGCCACACUGUACAGUCUCACCCAGGCUGAUCUGUCAGUUUCUCUCUACAUUCUGCCUGACAGAGAAACAGAAAGGCAGACACACGCACAUACACACACACACACACACACACACACACACACACACUGAUCAACUCUCAACACAUCAGAAUGGAGCAAGGAAAAAGAGAAGAUAAGGGGAUUUGUAUUUUCUUGGACACCUGCAGUCUUUAAGGAAAUGCCUGUCUGAAUCAGCUCCCGGUGAUUUCUCUCUCUGUUGUGGAUUUCCUGCUUACCUACUUUCUAACUGAACAAACUUCUUGUGGAUCAGGAUGGCGGACUCUGUUUGAACAUUUGAAUUCAACUCUAGCUCUACUGGAAGUGCCUCAGGCUGAUUUAAGUUUCAGAUUUGGUGCUGUAUUUUCAAGUCAAAUCUGUGUCUGUGGAGUUGAAGCUUCAUCAGAUUUUUAUUCCCUUUUCGAAACAUAUUUUUUCCUUAUUUAUUUCUUUGGAUUACACAAAACAUCUAAAAUAUAUAAUGUUCAACGAACUGCUGCUACACACACUGCUGAGGCUCAACAUGGCAUCUCCCUGCAUCACAUAGAAGAAGAUCAAAAAGUCAAUCCUUCUGCUGAGGUCCCCGCUGUAACCAUGGCAUCCCGGCAGAAGCAGCCCCAAGGGCGUAGCCUGUCCUCUCUGUUUUCUUGUUGCUUCAAAGGAAGUGAACAACCAGAGAUCACCUACUGCCAUGAUAACCUCAACACUGUGGCUAUGGAGCCCACCCUGCCCAUGCCCCCCCCUCAAGAGCUGGACUCUAUGUUCACUGAGCUGGUGGAUGAGCUUGGCCUCACAGAGGAGCACAGAGCUGCCAUGUUUUCUUUGCCAGCAGAGAAAAAAUGGCAGAUCUACUGUAGUAAAAGAAUGGAGGCAGAGGUGAAUAAGGGAGCAACCAGAUGGCCAGAGUAUUAUAUUGACCAGCUCAGGGUCAUGGCUGCUAGGAAGACUCUGCUGUCACUGGAGGAUGAUGAAGAGCAGGGAAGACAUUAUAUCGUGGAUGAUCUAAAGACAGCGCUUAGAACACAGCCAAUGAGUUUUGUGACACGAUUCAUUGAGUUGGACGGCCUGUCUUGUAUCCUGAAUUUCCUCAAGUCAAUGGACUACGAGACCACCAACUCUCAGGUCCACACCUCACUGAUUGGCUGCAUCAAAGCUCUGAUGAACAACUCUCAGGGCAGAGCUCAUGUCCUGGGUCACUGUGAGAGCAUUAAUAUCAUCGCACAGAGUCUCACCACUGAAAGCAUCAAAACCAAGGUUGCAGUGUUAGAGAUCCUUGGUGCAGUAUGUUUGGUGCCAGGAGGUCAUAAGAAAGUACUAGAAGCCAUGCUGCACUACCAGAAAUAUGCCUCAGAGAGAACACGCUUUCAGACCCUGGUGACAGACUUGGAUAGAUCCACAGGCCGCUACAGAGAUGAAGUUAAUCUGAAGACUGCCAUUAUGUCCUUCAUCAAUGCUGUGCUCAGCCAGGGAGCAGGAGAGACCAGUCUGGAGUUCCGUAUCCAUUUACGCUAUGAGUUUCUGAUGUUGGGCAUUCAGCCGGUCAUCGACAAGCUACGCUCCCAUGACAACGCCACUCUAAACAGACAUCUGGACUUCUUUGAGAUGCUGAGGAAUGAAGAUGAACUCCUGAUGUCCAAACAGUUUGAUGCUGUCCAUAUAGAAACUAAAAGUGCCAGCCAGAUGUUUGAGCUGAUCAGGAAGAAUCUGAACCAUACUGAAGCUUACCCUCACCUCCUGUCUGCACUGCAGCACUGUCUCAUGAUGCCAUAUAAGCAGAACAGUACCACUCUUCAGUACUGGGUGUUGUUGGAUCGGAUAGUUCAGCAGCUGGUUCUGCAGACGGACAAAGGUGAAAACCCUGAUGUUGCUCCACUGGAGGACUUCAACGUGAAAAAUAUUGUGCGCAUGCUUGUCAAGGAGAGUGAGGUCAAACAAUGGAAAGAACAAGCUGAUAAAAUGAGAAAAGAGCAUCACAACUUACAGCAGCGGUUUGAAAAGAAAGAGAGAGAAUGUGAGGCCAAGAACAAGGAGAAGGAAGACAUGAUGGCCAUGCUGAACAAACUGAAAGACAAACUGGAGCGAGAGAGCAACGAGAACAAGCAAGCUAAACAACAAGUGGCAGAACUUUCUGCUCAGCUGCAGCAGCUCAGCUCUACUUCCAGUGUUCCAGGAGGACCUCCUGUGACUUCUGGUGGUUUGGUUACCCCUGGUCCUGUUCCAUCCAUCCCUGUUCCUCCUCCUCCUCCUCCACCACCGCCUCCGCCUCCUCCAGGGGGCCCACCAGCUUUUGGUUUGGUUCCAUUUGCCCCACCUCCUCCACCAGGAGCUCCACUAAGCACUGCCCCGAAGAAGAAUAUUCCUCGGCCAGCUAACCCACUCAAGUCCUUCAACUGGAGCAAACUGCCUGAGAACAAGAUAGAAGGAACCAUAUGGAAAGAGAUCGACGAUCUCAAGGUGUUUAAAGUUCUGGAUCUGGAGGAGUUCCAGAAGACCUUCUCAGCUUACCAGAAACCACAAAAGGAUGCUGAGGAUGACCAUACUGUGGUUAAGAAAGUCAAGGAGCUGUCAGUGAUCGACGGUCGCCGAGCACAGAACUGUAACAUUCUGCUCUCACGACUGAAGCUGACCAAUGAAGAGAUCCGCCAUGCCAUCCUGACCAUGGACGAACAGGAAGACUUACCUAAAGACAUGCUGGAGCAGCUCCUGAAAUUUGUUCCUGAGAAGAGUGACGUCGAGCUUUUAGAGGAACACAAGCAUGAGCUGGACCGUAUGGCCAAAGCAGACCGCUUCCUUUAUGACAUGAGCAGCAUCAGUCACUACCAACAGAGACUCCAGUCUCUCUACUUCAAGAAGAAGUUUGCAGAAAGAGUGGCUGAGGUCAAACCUAAAAUCAAAGCUCUGAGUCUUGCGUCCAAGGAGGUGGUACAGAGCGGGUCCCUGUGUCAGCUCCUGGAGGUGGUUCUGGCCUUUGGAAACUACAUGAAUAAAGGACAACGAGGAAAUGCCUGGGGAUUCAAAGUGUCCAGUCUCAACAAGAUAGCUGACACCAAGUCAAGCAUUGACAAAAAUGUCACUCUGCUCCACUACAUGAUCACUGUACUGGAAAAGAAGUACCCAAAGGUGGCAAAUUUCGGUGAAGAGCUACAAAAUGUGCCAGAAGCUGCCAAAGUCAAUAUGACAGAGUUGGAGAAGGACAUUGGCAGCCUGAGAUCUGGCCUUAAAAGUGUUGAGGCGGAACUGAAGUACCAAAAGGACCAAACCUCUAAGAGUCCUGCAGAUAAGUUUGUCCCUGUGGUCAGUCAGUUCAUCACUGUGGCCUCCUUCAGCUUCUCUGAGGUCGAGGAAUCACUCAGUGAGGCCAAAGACGUGUUGGUAAAGGCACUGAGACAUUUUGGAGAAGAUCCGUCCAAGCUGCAGCCGGAUACGUUUUUUGGGAUCUUCGACACUUUCCUCACAGCUUUCACAGAGGCCAGACAGGAGAACGAGAACAUCGCCAGACGCAAGGAGGAAGAGGAGAGACGGGCACUCAUGGAGGCACAGCUGAAGAGAGACAGGGAGGAGAAGGCAAGGAAAUCCAAAGCAAAUGAAGAAGAGGGUGGUGAGUUUGAUGACCUGGUGUCUGCUCUGCGCUCUGGAGAGGUGUUUGAUAAGGAUCUGUCCAAGAUGAACCGGAGAAAACAGAGAAGACAUGACCAGUUCGACAGCAGCCGGGAGAGGCCAGUAACAAAACUAAACGAGUAACUGUUAAAGCCCUGCUUGAAACACCUGAAUACCUCGGUAACACUGUGGAAGGCAUGGACUUAUUAUUUUCAUUUAAAUCCACAUUUGUAUUCAUGGGUCAUGGUUGUAUAUAGGGUACAUAUAGAUACAUAUAUGUAUAUACAGUAUGUGGAAACAGUGCAACCAUUUUUGUACUUUGUUUAAGCCAUGCUUAGUUUAACUACCUGUAAAUGUUUAUAGGAGGCUACUGCCAGCUGUCAGUUAGCUAGCAUCCUACCAGCACCUCUAAAACUCAGUAGUCAACACGUUAUAUCCCACUUGGAUAAUCUGUACAAAAAAAAAAAACAAAAUCUAAAAAAUUGGUUUUAUAGGGUUUAUGUGCAAGACUAUAACUUGAUGGAAUGCAGUGGCUUCCUGGAGUCUCUGGUUGGUUGCGUGGCAAUGUCACGGUAAUGACAAGACAACUAUUAAAGAAGGAGGGGUUAUUACAUCAUGGCGACAGCAUUUGAAUUUUUCAUUCAUAGUAUACACUCCUUACAGUUACAUUAAUUUUGUAAUUUAAUUACAUGUAACUAGUUACAUGUAAGUAGUAACUCGCAAAUACUGUCUCUAACAUUACAUCAUGAUACAUGACCAAAUGGGGCAGGUCAGUUAUCACUCGGUACGUUUACAUGACAUCAGACAAAAAUCUAUUUAUUGUGUUAGUCCGACUAAAACCGGACUUUUAAAA